Ruditapes philippinarum (Manila clam) is the source of this 2466-nucleotide messenger RNA. RefSeq lists its product as uncharacterized. Bases 24 to 1436 code for a protein of 470 amino acids. The transcript has a single exon. NCBI's taxonomy places the organism in Eukaryota, Metazoa, Mollusca, Bivalvia, Venerida, Veneridae. The record is from RefSeq and is a predicted model, not a curated record.
CUUAAGGUGUAUUUGUUCAUAAAAUGGCAGAAGAACAAUUAAAAGAAGACCAUUUGUCCCAAAUGAUAUUUACUACGUUAAGUGCAAUAGGAUUUGAUCGUGAGUGGUUAUUGCAAAAAUCAGAAGCUCAAAAAGAGAUCUUUAAACUCGCUGACAGGCUAAACGAGACGUUUAAUUUUCCAAUUAAAAUAGAACUUGUAGGUAGUACAGCAGAAGGGGUUUCGUUAUCAAGCAGUGACAUGGAUUGUAUGAUUAUCAUAACAGAUACAAUUUGUGUAGAUACAGCUAACAUAUCUAAUGGUUUUAAUAUUGUUGAGGCUGAAUAUAUAAACACACCCCCUGGAUACGUAAAACUUGUUUUGGCGUAUGGAGACGAAGACAGUGCAUUAUUUGAGUGUUUACAUCAGUCGGACCUUUAUAAGGCAUAUUUUGGACGCGUGUAUAUAUCAAGCCCAAUAUUUAGAAAUUUCUUUUUACAAUCAAUGCAGGCAAUCAAUAAAGUUCGUGAUGGCUAUGUGUGUUUUGAAACACAGGGACCAGCAAUUACAAUUGAACGUAUUGAUCAUGUAUUAGCCAUGUAUUUUUACGGGGGCUGCUAUUUAAGCAACUGGUCAAAAAGAGUAAGAUAUUAUCAUUGGCCUUCAGUCAGCUUGAUACAAGAAAUUACAAGUAUGGAAGGAUACGUUGUUCCUGUUGGUCAUAAAUCUAGUGAUAGUCAGAAUAUUGAAUGGCGCGUUUGCUACACGAUCGCAGAAUUGAAAUUAAUAAAAUCCCUGACUGAUGUCCAGUUGAAAUUCUAUAUACUUUUUAAAUAUGUUGCGAAGGAAAUAAAAAAGAAUGUUUGUGAAGACAUAUCAUCAUACAUUGUGAAAAAUAUUGUAUUUUGGAUUGUAGAAACUGAACCAGAACAAGCGUUUGUCCCAAGUAAUUUGGUCAAGCUGUUGAAGAAGGCGAUAAUGUUUAUCAAGUACAGUUUACAAAAUAAUCACCUUCCAAACUAUAUGAUUCCAGAACGUAACCUGAUACGUGAGAAUAUGAAUGGAAAGGAAAAACACAGAAUAAUAGCAGGUUUAGUAGAAUAUGAGAAUUUUGCACUACACAAGCUUCCAAGGUUAAAUGAGUGUAUAAACUUUUUUAAUCAAAUGUUAGAAAGUCAUCAGAUAGACUUUUAUAGAGAAUGGAGAAGAAAGGUAGAAAAUUGCUUCCUUGCAAGUGCUUUAUGUAAAAUAGACCACUUUAAGUUAGAAAUGCUAUUCAAGAGAACACGUAUGAUGGACAUAGAAUGGGAAUUUUUCAAAGAUAAAAGAUUUUGGCCAAUCAUGAUCACACUUUUUGAUUUGACAGUUCCAGACUGGAUAAAUCUGAUAUUAUCGGGACAAUUGGAAUACAUGUUACAAUUGCUUUACUCCAGAUUAAGAGAAAUGCCUUAUUUGUAGUGCUAUAUUUGUGGAAUUAUACACCAAGCCUUAUUUAAUUGCAUUACACAUUUGUUUUUGGCGAUGCUGCAACAAAAUCGUGAAGAGUUUAUGGACUAUGUUAAGAGUCAUGCAGCUAGAUGUAGAUAAUUGAUAAGACCGACCCACCCACCCUUUUCUUACUUAUAAUAAAUAAACCCUGUAUUAACCACCCCUAUAAAAUAUUAAUUACAUGACUGUUUUUGCAAAUGGGAAAAUAUCAACAUACUGUGAUAUAUGAAUAAUUGUCUUAGGUCAUGUAUUAUUUGAAUAAAGCCUCACAAUUUUAGGACAGUUUAAUUUUUAAUAUUUUGAGCAUAGUGAUAAAUGUUUUUAAGUAUCUUUGAUUGGCUGAAUAACAGCCACCAUAACAUUCAAUUGAAAACUUAUUUUCUAUGUACUAAAGGACGGCCUCGUAAUAAUACAUAAAAGAAAUAGUUAUGAUAUUGUCAUUGUCGCUUAAAGUAGGAUAACUGGUAAAUAAUUUUAUAUAAAACUUUAGACAGCAAAUUUUAUAUUUUUAAUAGCCUCCGUGUUCAUUGCUUACACUAAACUUACAAAUAAAUCUUUGCAUAUAUCAUGAAAAGCCUGGUGAGUGAUUGUUUUUAUAUGACUAUUUUUAUAUAACUUUCAGUGUUUUGGCAAGUCCGUCUAUUUUAGUUUGCUUUAAAAAGAUAACUUACAUUUCAGUGAUGCAUGUUAUCAACCAUGUCUUUAUUCUUGUUGUUACACAUCAUUAUUUGCAGGAAGUUCACUUGCUUUGUGGAUAUAAAAAGUAGCGGAUCGCUAAUUUAUAGUUUGAACCCUCGUAGUAUUUUUUCUUUAAGCUUGUAUAAGAAAUAUAUUUGAAUAAGUUAGUUUGCAAUUCUUAUUGUUCAGUGUUUCUGAAUAUUUGUGUAUUUCUGUAUUCCUCUAUCAAUUCAAACUAAAUGAUACAGGUCUAUAAAUAAAUGUAACAGAAUAUUAUAUUUUGAACGUUUCAUUUUCAGGUUCAUAAUAAUAGUUAUUUUAU